CUGAAAAACCUGUUUAAGAACUUUAAAUCGAUGAAAUUAGUUACAUUUGACGUUCAGUCAUCUAUCAUCUGUUGAACAAGUCAAAGCUUAGAAUUAUUGAGGAAGUACAGUGGAAUUUAAGUUGCUCAAUUCAAGUACUUACGAAAAUGAUGAAAAUUACAUUAUUUUUCAUUAUUUCAACAACUUUGGUCAUCACAAAUGGAGCACCACAGCAUGAUUAUCACACAAAAGAUCAAAACCUAGCCUACAAAUUAGGAAUAAGAACCACAAAAGGAAGUUUUAAAGAUCACAGCAACGAAAGCUCUGAAGAACAGUCUGUUGAGUCUGACGAACAUCAUCGAAAUCAUGACAAUUAUGAAGACAGUCAUGAAGGCUCAGAUGAAUCUGAAAGCUCAAGUUUAGAGCAUAAAAUUGAAAACUUGAACAAACAUUUGAAUAAAAAGAUGAACAGAAUUACAGCUUCAAACAUUGCAAAAGGUAAAGAAGCAGCAUCUAAAGGAAACACAGAUUCUCAAAAUAGAAAUACGGAAUCAAGUCAUGUCGAGUCAAAGCAAACGGAAAAUGAAAAUUUCAACAGCAUUAAACCAAAUGAAGACAUGGAAGGGCCAAAUGGUGCUGGAAACACUAAAAUCACUCCUCAAGAUCAAGUCACUGAAGAUAUAUUCUCAAUUUUAGACCAAACAACAUCUAGACAAACAGGAGAUAAAGCCUUACUCGAUCCUAGAAUCACAAAACAUCUAAAUCGAGGACAAAGUCCUUCGAGAAAGCGCAGACAUAUCUUUGGUGAUGGCUUUAGUUACGGAUAUACGAUAUAUCAUUACAUUGUUCCACAAGAUUAUGACUAUGGACACAUCUAUCAUGUACCACUUCAUACUUCAUACUCUUAUGUUCCAUUUACACCAUCACCAAUCCCAAGAACACUAAGACCAACUUCUCCAUGUCAUCAUGGUCAUCAUGGAAGCAACGGCUCAUCUGAUGAGAACAAUGGCAAACCUGGAUGGACAACAACCAAUCGACCAGAUGAAAAUGCUGUUAUUCCACUUGCAACUACUCAAAGUCCAAUAAAUAUUAAACCUACUGAAAGUUUCUUGGAAGAAACUGACAAUACAGAAUAUCCACAGGAGGUCCUCAAAGUAACUGAAGCACCUGAUACAACUGAUACAACUGACAAUAUUUUUAUUAAUUUGUUUGGCACUGAAUAGUCCUGGAGAUUCCUUUUGUAUAAUAUUUAAUAAAAGAUUCUAAAAUAAAAUUAAAUUAAUCAAGAAAAUUUCAAACAAAG
Molecule: messenger RNA, 1282 nt
Organism: Chironomus riparius
Lineage: Eukaryota; Metazoa; Arthropoda; Insecta; Diptera; Chironomidae
Source: the annotation of a GenBank genome assembly